Messenger RNA from Striga asiatica, 402 nucleotides. Lineage: Eukaryota; Viridiplantae; Streptophyta; Magnoliopsida; Lamiales; Orobanchaceae. The record is from the annotation of a GenBank genome assembly.
AUGGUCGAAGCCUUGGCUAUGCCCCAAAGAGGUCUUCAACUUCAUGAGGUAGCUCGGCGGCUAGGAGCUCCUAAAAAGGCAUCUUACUUUAAGCGGACCAGGCGCGGAAAUAACCACCCGAGGGUGGGGAGGCUUAAGUACGGAUCCACUUCGACUGAUGCUGAUGGUAAGCACUCAAGUGCACCGGAAAGUAACCUUUCGUGGUCCUGGAGUUCAUCUCCGGAAAAACCCGAUCCAGAGGGGCUCACUACUGCGACCCUCUUAGUGUUCAUCGAAUCUCCUCUCUCCCCACUGCCUGGGAGGAAAGUUUCAUUGCUCGUCUUCUUCCCUGAAAUGCCUGUUAGUGCCUUCUUUCUCACUACAACACUUAAGAAGCUACGUACGCUGUCGCUUAAGACCUAG